CCGGCAUCGCCGGCAUUUUAAAAGACAAAGUGAACUGAGACGGUUUGAUUUGUGCAGUUCGACUUGUGUGUAGUUUUCGUAAGGUGAUAGAAAAGAUUCCAAGAAGAUGGUUAAAGUAGUAUCAGACGAGAACAAAGAUCAAACUAACAAUCUCCUGCGUACACCUAAAGAUGGAUUCAUACACAAGAAAAAAAACGAGAAGUUUAAACAAACCCCAACAGGCAAAGUUAUGUUAGUUAAUGGAUCAAAGACAUCGAAUAGUAGCAGUAAUGUAAAACAGCAAAAACGGGAUAAACAAAAAAGUACAUUACCUCAAAAAACGUCAGAUCAGAACAAAGAACUGAAAAAGAAAAACCCUCCAAAAUCUGAUAAAAAACAACAGGAAACAUCUAAGAAUCUGAAACAAAAGAAUGAAGUGCAAUCUGAAGAAGAUGACUCUGAUUCGGAUGAGGAUAUCAAUGAAGGAAUUCUUUUAGAAGAACAUAACUUUAUGCGGGAAAGCAAUGGUAGUGAAGAUGAGGAGGAUUCUGAUGAGGCUGAGAAUAAAGAAGAAAAUAUAGUACCAAAUAUCCUGGGUGCAAGCUUAGCCGAUGAUUCUGACGAAUCAGAUGAAGAUUAUACGGAAGAUGAAGAAGAGGUUCAAAUAAACAAAGGGGUAAAAAUGUUUAAGGGAUUGAAGUCAAAAGAUGAAAGUAAUGAUUCUUCGAAGGAUAGUUCAGAUAACUCUGGAAUUGAAAGUGUUGAUGAUGAUGAUGAAGAUAGUGAUCAAGACUUAGAAGCUAAUGACAAUGUAGAAGGAGAAGGGGAAGAAGAUGACAAUGAUGAUGAAGAAUCUGAAGAUGAAGAUGAAGAUGAUGGAGAUAAAUCUAUGAUAGCAUUGGAAGCACUCUUAGGAAACAGUAUUGUAGAGGAUGAUGAAAGUGAUGAAGACUUUGUUGAGACAGGAGAAAUUGAAGAUGAUGAUGAUGAUGAUAUUAGCGAUGAAGAUGAGGAAGAGGAGGAUGAUGAGGAUGAUGAAGAUGAAGAGGAUGAAGAGGAGGAGGAUGAUGAUGAGGAAGAAGAUAUUAGCACAGUAGAUAGAGCUAAGCAAAAUAAAAACCAUAAUGAAAGUUUGGAUUCUUCCUUAGAAGAAUUGAAAGAGGAUAAAAGAACUAUAUUUAUUGGCAAUCUUCCAAAAGAAUUAACAAAGAAACAAUUGAAGAAACACUUUCAGAAAUUUGGAAAUAUUGACACUAUACGUUUGAGAGGUAUAAUAGGAAAAUCUAUGAAAAUGUCUAAAAGACUUGCAGCAAUAAAGAAAGAUAUUCAUCCCAGACUAAAAUCAGUUUUUGCAUAUAUUAAAUACAACUCUGAAGAAUCUGCAAAGGCAGCUUUAUCAAUGAAUGGAAAAGUAAUUGAUGGAAAUUAUAUCAGAGUAGAUACAGCAGGCAAGUCAGACGAGAAACGUGACACAAAGAAAAGUGUUUUCGUAGGAAAUUUAAGUUUCAGUGUUGAUGAUAAUACAGUUAGGAAGCACUUUAAAGAUUGUGGCGACAUAGAGUCUGUACGCAUAAUUAGAGAUAAUAAGACUGGUAUUGGUAAAGGGUUUGGAUACGUUAAUUUCAAGACUGAAGAUGCUGCAGCAUUAGCAUUAGAACUAAAUGGAACAACAAUAUUAAAUCGCGAAAUCAGAGUAAAAGCAUGCUCUGAACAAAAGAAAAAAGGAAAAAGAUCACAUUCCAAAGAAGAAGACGAGAAUUCAUUUAAAAAAUUAAAGAACAAUGAUGAAGUACCUGUCUCUGUCCGUAAUAAAGAAAAUGCUACAAAGAGAAUAAAAGAAAGAGGACAAAAGUUUGAUGUAAAACAAACUAGUCCACAGCAGUCAAGCGCAUUUGAAGGUCAAAAAUCUGAUGGAAAGAAGAAGAAGAAAUCAAAUAAGUUAGAAAAAAAGAAGAAGCUUCUGGCAGAGAAACUUGCUGCUAAACCUAAGAAACCAUCAAACUGAUGGAACUUAAGACAUCUGUAUUAUUAUUAUUG
Messenger RNA from Dufourea novaeangliae, 2016 nucleotides. Its product is annotated as nucleolar protein 12-like. The record is from RefSeq and is a predicted model, not a curated record. Gene Ontology annotation, molecular function: RNA binding. The coding region runs from base 107 to 1984 and encodes 625 amino acids. The transcript is spliced from 4 exons. NCBI's taxonomy places the organism in Eukaryota, Metazoa, Arthropoda, Insecta, Hymenoptera, Halictidae.